UCGUUUUUAAAGUUGCUGCUGGCCAUGCAAGUUGCAACCGGUUUGGACGUGACGUCCGGUGCGUUCGAUUCGACCGUCGUAACGGCCAACAAGCAGCCGAUCACAAUCAGCAACAACGCCAACUCUCAGAUUGUUCAAUUCGAUGAUUUGCCACGUGAAGUCCAGCAGCAAGUGGUGGAUGCCCUCCAUCAACAACAGGCGGGCAAAGGCCAGUCCGGCAACAAGUUGGAACAGCAACAAGCCUCUCGUCCUGAUCAGGUGGUCAAAGAUCAAUCGGUUGUUGUGUUCGAGGUGGAGAAAGAAGGGCCUCAGAAUGCGGACCCAGCCAACGAAAAGGUCCAGCUGACUGAAGAGCAACAGGGCCAGCUGGCCCUGAUGCUUUUGCGCGAGCAAGACGUCAUGCAGCAAAUCCAACAGCAGCAACAAGACAGCCAACCGUUAAUCGUUCCAGGCGAUGGUGGAGCUUUCAUUGUCGAUUCAGAUCAACUGCCACCAGAGGUCAAAGAAGAGGUCAUGAGGCAGUUGAACGAACAGAUCCAACAGGCCCAACAGGUCCAACUCGGCGAAGGACAAGAACUCGGUGGCCAACCUUCUGACGAGGAACUGGCCCAAGUGUUGACUCGCAUGGCCGUCGAUGAUGGAAACGGAAAUCAGUUUGUCGACAUGGACGGCCUUUCGGAGGAGACCCGGGCUCAAGUGGCUGAAUACCUAAUCAGGCAGCAACUGGAGAAAGGUGCGAACGAAGAGGACAAACAACAGCAAGUGAAACAAACGUCCAACACGGACAAACAAAGCGGCAGCCAAGUGGGAGGCAUCAUCGGCAGUUUGAUUGGUGGAGCUGUCGGAGGCUAUCCGUCACAAGGAAAUUACGGCUAUCCUCAGCAAGGUGGUUAUCCAGGUGCCUAUCCAGGGGGUUAUCCUCAAUACGGCGGAGGUUAUCCUCAAUAUGGCGGAGGUUAUCCGGGUGGGGGUUAUCCUGGUGGGGGUUAUCCAGGUGGAGGUUAUCCAGGAGGCGGUUAUCCAGUACAGGGAGGGUAUCCAGGCGCAUACCCUGGUUAUCCCCAACAAGGCGGUUAUCCUGGGGGACAACACCGUCCGCCUGGUUCUGGCCAUCGUCCCAACAGGCCGGUAGGACCCUAUUACGGAAGACCUUUCUGGGGUUUGAGUGAACCACAAUUCCAGGAACAACAGAGGCCGUACGGUAUCCUAGUCACUCGAGAACAACUAGCCGCCCUGCUCAGCGGAUCUGCCCAGCCUAUGAACGACGGCCAAGUGAUCGUUGCCCAGCCGAGUUUCGUCGGACAAGCGAAGCCUCAGGAUCCAUUCGCUGCCAUUUAUCAACAACUUUACCAGCAAUCUCAGUCGUUUGGUGUCCAACCAGCUGCCCCUAAAUACGGCCGUUAUCGAGCCCUACCUGUCCAGCAUAAACAGCCAAUGCACUUGAAACAUCAUUAGGUGGAUUGGUCAGACUGUUUGGCCAUCCCCUAUUUGAACGUAAGCUUUGUCCGAGAGUGUCGUGUUUUAUUUUUCUUGUACGUUUUUGACGGUUCGUAUCACGUUAUUCUUUUGUUUGUUUUUUCGGAAAGGAAGCGUGGCUUUGAAUUUCGGUAAUUGCCUUUGGUUGUUUAUGUUUUUCAAAAAAUGGAAAUACAUCGGGAGAAACAUUCCGUCGCCGUGUCAACUGAAAA
This is a messenger RNA of Daphnia carinata, 1688 nucleotides long. Its product is annotated as keratin, type I cytoskeletal 10-like. Bases 25 to 1455 code for a protein of 476 amino acids. NCBI's taxonomy places the organism in Eukaryota, Metazoa, Arthropoda, Branchiopoda, Diplostraca, Daphniidae. The record is from RefSeq and is a predicted model, not a curated record. The transcript is spliced from 4 exons.